Molecule: messenger RNA, 1537 nt
Organism: Coffea arabica (coffee)
Lineage: Eukaryota; Viridiplantae; Streptophyta; Magnoliopsida; Gentianales; Rubiaceae
Product: SPX domain-containing protein 4
Biological process (GO): cellular response to phosphate starvation
Source: RefSeq, a predicted model, not a curated record
UAUGCUCCUGGGGUGGGCUGCUCCGUCAUGUCAUCAGUCUCUAUCCUUGAAAGUCCGAAAUUCGAAAAUUGUUGCAUCCUCGUCCUCAUGUCAUUGCCAUUAUGGUCCAAUUCCCAGAAGAGAAUAGCAUCCCCAUCCCGUCGAUGUUUAUACCUCCUUCAUAAAACCUGAGCGGCGCUAAUAAGCAAUAACCACUCUCUCUGUUACUCUUUUAAUUAAUAUCCUGGCCCGGGAAGUGGGGAAUCUCAUCCGAGUCAUCCGUAAUUCUCUGUUGGGCUCUCUUAAAUUUGAUUAUCGUCCAAAAUAAAUACGUACCACUGCUUCUCCAAAUUAGAUGAAGUUUGGGAAAGAAUUUAAGACCCAUCUGGAAGAGACCUUGCCUGAAUGGAGAGAAAAGUACUUGUGUUACAAGCCCUUGAAGAAGCUCCUCAAAAAUAUCCCCACCCCCGAUGCCGCCCCGCCCCGCCCCCCCCCCCGCCCGCUCCCUCCUGCUGACGGCGACAACUACCCUCCUCCAGCUCCCUUCCCGGAGCUCCAGGACUGGUUCGUCAGAAUUCUCACCGAAGAGCUUGAAAAGUUCAACGAUUUUUACAUUGAUAAAGAGGAAGACUUCAUCAUCCGCCUCCAGAAACUGAAGGAAAGAAUUGAGCGGGUUAAGCAUAGGGAGAUCCAACAUGGUGCUUCAUAUACAGACCGUGAAUUUAGUGAGGAGAUGAUGGACAUACGUAAGGACUUUGUUUCGAUUCAUGGGGAAAUGGUUCUUCUGAAAAAUUAUAGCUCCCUAAAUUUUGCAGGUCUUGUGAAGAUUUUGAAGAAGUAUGAUAAACGAACUGGAGAAUUGUUGCGUUUGCGUUUUACACAGCUUGCUUUCCAUCAGCCUUUCUUUACAACUGAACCGCUCACUAGAUUAGUACGAGAGUGCGAGGCAAAUCUCGAACUUCUUUUCCCGUUGGAAGCAGAAGUUGUUGAAUCUACUGUUGUUGCAGAAGAUAAGAAUGGAGGAACAUCAUUAAAUACGUCUAUGGACACAACGCUGCCACUUGGGAAAGAAACUGCAGAUAUUUAUCGAAGCACGCUUGCAGCCAUGAGGACUAUUCAGGGCCUAAAAAAGGCAAGCUCUACCUACAACCCAUUGUCAUUGUCAGCUAUCUUUGGAAAUCAGGAUAAUGACAGUACAGGUGAUGUAACAGCAGAAAAUUCUGCCGACUCUUUGUCCAGCCUGCAGAAUGUGGACGAGGUAAACAACGAAGUGGCCUCUUCUCCGAAAUAGGUUUCAGUGUUCUGGUUGCUUUAUAUUGAAUAAGUUUUGGAAGUUGAUAUUGAAGACGUGUAGGUUUUCGGUAUGCUAGUUUUUUUUUUUUUUAACUUUGUUAUCAGUUUUUUGUAGUUCAAAUGAUCUCUGUGCUGUGUUAUUAUAAUUGUGCAAUAAGCUGCCAGCCAAAUAUUGUUAGUGGCAGAAAUGUUGGGCAUAAAAUUGCUUAGCAUCUUGGCUUUCUUUAGACUUGGAAAGGAUUUGUGCAUAAAGUUUUCAAGUUUA